Molecule: messenger RNA, 1257 nt
Organism: Melopsittacus undulatus (budgerigar)
Lineage: Eukaryota; Metazoa; Chordata; Aves; Psittaciformes; Psittaculidae
Gene: LRRC34
Product: leucine rich repeat containing 34
Exons: 10
Coding region: 1-1257 (418 amino acids)
Molecular function (GO): protein binding
Source: RefSeq, a predicted model, not a curated record
AUGUCAGUUUGUCCAGAUCUUCACCAGCGCUAUGUGCAGGUCUGCCAAAACUUGGGCCAACCUGAAAACCCUUUCAUUGCUCGUGUGCUUCAAGAAGCUGAUAAAAAUGAUGAAAUCCUAUGGACAAAAGGGUUCACGUUAAAAAUAGCUGGAAAUAGUAAUCUAGUGCCUGUGCAGAGAGUUACAGAUGACAGUCUUCAAGUUCUUAUUUCUGUCUUACGUACGGCUGCGUUUGUCACAGGUUUGGAUCUUAGGUAUAAUGUAUUGACUGAUGCUGGAGCAAAGACCAUGGCAACAUUCCUCCAGGAAAACUCCUCUCUGCGAUACCUGAACCUGAUGUUUAAUAAUAUUGGCACAAGUGGAGCAGAGCUGAUAGCAAAAGCGCUCCAUGGGAAUGAAACUCUUCUGCACAUGAGAAUGACUGGGAACAAAAUAGGAGACAAAGGUGGGAUGUUCUUUGCUUCAAUGCUACAAAUUAAUUCAACCUUGGACAAGUUGGAUCUUGGAGACUGUGAUAUAGGUGUGCAGUGUCUAAUAGCAAUAGCAUCAGCCCUGAAUCAGAACAAAUCAGUCAAAGCAAUAAACCUAAAUCGUCCUUUACUGUUCACCCAACAGGAAGAGACCACAGUUCAUCUGGCUCUGAUGCUGAAAAAUAACUCUUCCCUUGUGGAACUACACUUAUGCAAGCAUGAAAUGAAAAACUUUGGUCUGGAGAGACUGUGUGAGGCUUUGUAUGAAAACUCUAGCCUGAGAUACCUUGAUCUUGCCUGUAAUAAAAUAACCAGUGAUGGUGUAAAAUUUCUGGGAAAACUACUAAAAUGGAACCAAACCCUGCAAAUCUUGGAUCUUAAUGCAAACCGAAUAGAAGAUGAUGGAGCCAUCUACCUGAGUGAGGCCUUGGCUUUGUACAACAGGACUCUUCAGGCGUUGUCAGUAGUAAGCAACAAUAUAAGUGGCAAAGGACUUGUAGCUCUUUCAGAUGCAAUGAAAACAAACGCAGAACUUUCCCAUAUUUACAUCUGGGGGAACAAAUUUGAUGAAGCCACCUGUAUGGCAUUUUCAGAAUUAAUUCAGAUGGGCCGCCUGAAACUUCAUUGCACAGAUGUGGAGCCUUAUGAAGUGGAUGGGCAUGUUUACCUUGCAGAGCUCUCCCAUGGCCUGAAGAAGCAUUACUACUGGACACCAAGUUAUUGGGCAGUGACAAAAGAAGAUGCUAAUGCCAGUCUGGCAAUUGCAGCUGUUUCAGAGUACUUCUGA